ACAUCUCAUCCAAAACUGACAUUAAAACGCAAUCAAAGCAAAUUCCGAAAUCCUUCCCACACACCAACAAAGCCUCCUCAUUCCCAAUUUCCAAUGGAUUUCAGAGUCAUGGGCUUAGAAAACCCAUUCCUCUCAACCCUCCAUCACGUACUAGACAGCAUCCCCGACGACGGCGACAAGUCCUUCAACGCCCCGACUCGAACCUACGUCACAGACGCCAAGGCCAUGGCCUCCACCCCAGUCGACAUAAAGGCAUACCCGAAAUCGUACGUCUUCAUCGUCGACAUGCCGGGAGUAAAAUCGGGAGACAUCAAAGUCCAGGUGGAGGACGGAAAUGUCCUGACCAUCAGCGGCGAACGGAAGAGGGAAGAUGAUAAGGAAGGGGCGAAGUACGUGAGGAUGGAGCGCAGGGUCGGUAAGUUCAUGAGGAAAUUCGCGCUGCCUGAGAAUGCGAAUGCGGAAGCCAUCUCGGCCGUUUGUCAGGAUGGGGUGCUGACGGUGACCGUUGAGAAAGUGCCACCGCCCGAGCCCAAGAAGCCGAAGACCGUUGAGGUUAAGGUCGCUUGAGAGAGAACGCGAGUGAAUGUGGUAUCUGUUUUUGGUUGGAUUGUGUUCUCUUUGUUUUUCAUGUAUUUGGGGAUUUCUUAUAAAGGUUGUGAUGCGUUUGGAUGGUA
Messenger RNA from Magnolia sinica, 674 nucleotides. Its product is annotated as 17.1 kDa class II heat shock protein-like. Gene Ontology annotation, biological process: response to hydrogen peroxide; protein complex oligomerization; response to heat. The record is from RefSeq and is a predicted model, not a curated record. The coding region runs from base 94 to 567 and encodes 157 amino acids. Lineage: Eukaryota; Viridiplantae; Streptophyta; Magnoliopsida; Magnoliales; Magnoliaceae. The transcript has a single exon.